AGGGGAUUUCGAGCACAACACGACACAGACACAGCCGCCAAGCCUUUCAAUUCAUCAACCGGCGGACGGAAACCGGUCGCCUCCGCCCCACGCCACGACCCCCGCAGUCCCGCACCCAGAAGCAAAACCCCCAUCCCCCCGGCGGCGAGGCCUCGCCGCGACGACGCGGGCGGGGGGAGAUAGGCGGCGGCGAUGGGGAAUAAGAUCGCGCGGACGACGCAGGCGUCGGCGACGGAGUACUACCUCCACGACCUGCCCUCCACCUACAACCUCGUGCUCCUCGACGUCGUCAGCCGCGGCCGCUUCCUCAAGUCCGUCCUCUGCAAGCACGACGAGGGCCUGCUCCUCGUCAAGGUCUACUUCAAGCGCGCCGGCGAGCCCCUCGACCUCAAGGAGCAUGAGCGGAGGCUGGAGCGGAUCAGGAACGCGUUCCAAGGGCUGGAGGGAUCCCACGUGUGGCCCUUCCAGGUGUGGUUUCAAACGGAUAAGGCAGCAUAUCUCCUGAGGCAGUACUUCUACAGCAACCUGCAUGAUAGACUUAGUACUCGUCCUUUCCUUAGUCAAAUUGAGAAGAAAUGGCUUGCUUUUCAGUUAAUCCAUGCUGUGGAGCAGAGCCAUAGUAAGGGAGUUUGCCAUGGUGACAUAAAAUGUGAGAAUGUACUCGUUACCUCAUGGAACUGGCUAUACCUUGCGGACUUUGCAUCUUUCAAACCAACUUACAUACCGGAUAAUGAUCCGUCUGAUUUCUCAUUCUUCUUCGACACUGGAGGAAGACGAAGAUGCUAUCUAGCACCUGAAAGAUUCCACGAGCAUGGUGGUGAGUCCCAAGUUUCAGCAGAUGCACCUUUGCAACCAUCUAUGGAUAUAUUUUCUGUGGGGUGUGUGCUUGCUGAACUUUUCCUGGAGGGUCAGCCGCUCUUUGAGCUUUCACAACUUCUUGCAUAUAGGCGUGGGCAGUAUGACCCUCUGCAUACCCUUGAAAAGAUACAAGAUGCUGAUAUCCAAGACAUGGUACUUCACAUGAUUCAGUUAGACCCAAAAGAAAGGCUAUCAUGUAAAAGCUAUUUGCAAAAAUACGAAACUGUUGUUUUCCCGACCUAUUUUUCAAGAUUUCUGCACAAGUUUUUUUCGGAUAUUGUUCCGCUUGACUCAGAUGCCAGGGUCGAGAAAACACAGGAAAACUUUGAAAGGAUACAUGACAUGAUGAUAAGUGGCUCAACAAGUGAACACAUUCAAGUAUCUGAAAAGAAAGGCAUUGGAGGACAAGUAAUAAACUCACCAAGGGAAUCUUCAAAAGGCACCUCUUCAGUUAAGAAAAAUAUUCCUAGAGACCAUCGACAGAUAGUUGGAGAUCUCAAUUCCCUUCUCAAGGAAGUGGAGCAAAGGAACAACCAUGCAGAUUCAAAGGCCAUGAAAUACACAGACAGUUAUGCCGCUUCAAAUGUUUCACGGGCAAAUGGUAUCGAGCCGUCGCCACAAGUUAAUGAAACACGGAUCCAAACUGCAAGAGUUCUGGCAGGCCAGAACAAUGAUGUAUCCCAUGUGCACAAGAUCUCAAAGAGUAACUUGCCUGCUUUAGUGUCUACUUAUGAUGUCCAGUCAGAUACCUAUAGCUUUGACAUUUUUCAACAGAUACAUACCAAGGUGAGCUGUGAAGGCAUGGUCUUGCUCGCCUCAUUGCUCUGCUCAUGCAUAAGAAGUGUCAAAAAACCAGAACUGAGAAGGGCUAGUCUUAUUCUUCUGAAGAUUUCUUCUACAUACAUAGAUGACGAUAGUCGCUUACAGCUGGUUAUUCCUUAUGUUAUUGCAAUGCUUUCAGAUCCAGCUGCCAUAGUUCGCUGUGCUGCUUUGGAGACCUUGUCUGAUGUUCUCUGUCUUGUUCAAGACUUUCCUAUCAGCGAUGCAAUGAUAUUCCCUGAGUACAUCCUCCCAAUGCUCUCUUUGCUCCCAGAUGAUACAGAGGAGAGUGUUAGAGUUUGCUAUGCUAGUAACAUUUACAAGCUGGCUUUAACAGCUUAUAGAUUCCUGCUUCAUUCUCGGAGCAUAGCUGAUACUGGCCCUCUAGACAAAUCAAUGGUAGCUGCUGUAUCACAGUCUGCAGAAUCACCAGCAAAGAAGCAGCAAGAUAAAAUCCAUCGUCAGCUUGCACGUCUGAGGAGAUGUAUUUAUGACAUAGUGCAAGAGUUGGUAAUGGGACCAAAGCAGACACCUAAUGUCCGCAGAGCUCUAUUGCAAGAUAUAGGUUAUCUAUGUUACUUUUUUGGACACAGACAAAGUAAUGAUUUUCUUCUUCCUAUACUUCCAGCAUUUCUAAAUGACCACGACGAGCAGCUCCGUGCAGUUUACUUUGGUCAGAUUGUCGUUGUUUGCUACUUUAUUGGUCCAAGAAGUGUCGAGGAAUAUCUCUUGCCCUAUCUUGAACAGGCACUAAGUGAUGAUAUGGAGGCUGUGGUUGUAAACGUACUUGAUUGCUUGACCAUGAUGUGCGGAAGUGGCUAUUUGAGGAAAAGGAUAAUCGUUGGCUUAUUUGGGAAGGCCCUUCCCCUGCUAUGCCAUCCAAUCCAAUGGGUUAAACGGUCAGCUGUAAGGCUUAUUGCUGCUUGUAGUGAGAGCUUAGGGCCUGUCGAUACUUAUGUGUACCUUUCUCCGCAUCUAAGGCAGUUUCUGCACAGGGAGCCCCCUUCAAUAUCUGAAGCUGCUCUUCUUGCAUGCCUUAAGCCCCCAGUUUCAAAAUCAGUAUUAUAUCAAGCGUUAGAGGUUGCCAAGGACACAGGAGAUGUUGUACUGAAGGGUGGUGGUAAAAAGGAACAGACAGUACAUGGUGGAAGAUAUCCUGCUACAGCACAAAGUGGGUCCUUGGCCGCUCUUGAAGAUGCUGCAAGGUUGAGAUCGUCUAAUUUAUCCAGCAACGUGUCUUUAGACAUCAAAGAUUCAAUAUCUUCUGAUAAAUCGCUAUAUUAUGGCUAUGCACAACAUGCAUCUGCUGGCAAUAGUUCAUUUUAUGAUGGCUUGUCUAAAGGCAUACCAUCAUAUUCUGUUUGUACUGAUAAGCGUGGUUUAGGAGAAAUAUUCAUGCCCUGGGAAUCCAAUCGGCAUCCAGGUCUAUCAACUUCAGUUCAAGGCCUGCAGACUAGAGAGAAUCAUUUCAGUAGCAAGCACAUCAGUGAGUCGAUGAAGAGCAGCUCCUCCGUGCCGGGUGAUAGUGUUUCCAACCCUGAGACUGCAGGAACACCCUCCUUCAUCAGAUCAGCAGUGGUUCUGGAGACAGGCUGGAAGCCUCGUGGUGUUCUAGUGGCACAUCUCCAGGAGCAUCGCAUGUCUGUCAAUGAUAUUGCCGUCUCGGACGACAAUGCCUUUUUUGUGACUGCUUCAGAUGACUCAAGUAUCAAGAUAUGGGAUACAAGAAAGUUGGAAAAAGACAUUGCCUUCAGAUCUAGGUUAACCUACAGCCUGGGUAGUAGCCGAGCUCUGUGUACAACAAUGCUUUAUGGUAGUUCACAGGUUAUUGUUGGCGAUAGCGAUGGCACAUUGCACUUGUUUUCUGUUGACUGUGCGCGUGGUGUUGGGAGCAUUACGGAUAGGUAUUCUGGCCUUGUUAAUGUGAACAGGAAGGAUUUGAAAGAAGGUGCAAUUCUCAGUGUUAUAAAUUGUUCAUCAGAUAGCUUUAGCCCAACCAUCCUUUUCAGCACUGAACACUGUGACAUCCAUAAGUGGGACACGAGGACCAAUUCAGAAUCUUGGUCAUUUAAAUCCUCACCAGAGGAGGGUUAUAUAUCAGCACUUGUGGUUGGCCAGUGCGGAAAUUGGUUCAUCUCAGGGUCUUCAAGAGGCGUUCUUACAUUGUGGGACCAUAGGUUUUUGCUGCCUGUUAACUCUUGGAACUAUUCGACAGUAAGCCCUAUAGAGAGACUGUGCUUGCUUAUACCGCCACAAAACUCAAUAUCUUCUGCUGGCAGACCACUGGUUUUUGUUGCCGCAGGCUGCAACGAAGUUUCCCUAUGGAAUGCUGAGAAUGGAAGCUGCCACCAGAUGUUUAGGACAGCGAGCACAGAGAAUGAAGCUGGUAUGCCAAAGACACCAUUAAGACCUAUUAACAAGACAGUCACCAAAGAUGUGAGGCGAGCAGGAAGCUACAAAUACAGAAUUGAGGAAUUGGCUGAUCCACAUCCACGCCUUCCAGGCAUCCGCUGCUUGCUUCCUUUGCCUGGGGGAGACCUAUUGACUGGAGGGACAGAUUUGAAGAUACGCUACUGGGACCAGGCCAGGCCUGAGCAAAGUUUUUGCGUUGCCGGUCCCUCAGCUAAAGGAGUUGGAAAUGACGAGUGUUAUGAUAUAAAAUCCAGUUUUGGAGUACAAGUUGUCCAGGAAACGUGCAAACCGCCUACGUCGGCAUCCAGGUUGACGCACAAAACACAGCUUGCCAUGGCCGCCGCGGAUUCUGCAGGCUGCCAUCGGGAUGCGAUCCUCGCAUUGGCAUCCGUCAACUUGUCAAACCAGAGGUUGAUAUCGGCCAGCAGAGACGGUGCCGUCAAAGUGUGGAAAUAGCUAUUCCAGCUCGGGUAAGCCAUCCCAAGAUGAUCAGCAGAGCCCCCUUGGUGUACAUAUUUAGCCUCCUGACACAGUACAUAUAUCUCGACUCACUGAUGUACAUACGACGAUGUCAAUCAAAUACAACACAAAAAUUACCAUGUAUCCCUAGUCAUUUGGAUUAGCAUAACCAAUUGUUUAUCUGUUGUCUACAGUAUAUGUUAUGCAAAUCGGCCUCUCUUUUUGUUCA
Molecule: messenger RNA, 4777 nt
Organism: Brachypodium distachyon (stiff brome)
Lineage: Eukaryota; Viridiplantae; Streptophyta; Magnoliopsida; Poales; Poaceae
Product: serine/threonine-protein kinase VPS15
Exons: 12
Coding region: 193-4545 (1450 amino acids)
Biological process (GO): late endosome to vacuole transport; protein phosphorylation; protein targeting to vacuole
Cellular component (GO): nucleus-vacuole junction; late endosome; phosphatidylinositol 3-kinase complex, class III, type I
Molecular function (GO): protein serine/threonine kinase activity; ATP binding; protein binding
Source: RefSeq, a predicted model, not a curated record